Messenger RNA from Penicillium soppii, 993 nucleotides. Its product is annotated as ubiquitin-specific protease OTU1. The coding region runs from base 1 to 993 and encodes 330 amino acids. NCBI's taxonomy places the organism in Eukaryota, Fungi, Ascomycota, Eurotiomycetes, Eurotiales, Aspergillaceae. Gene Ontology annotation, biological process: endoplasmic reticulum unfolded protein response; protein deubiquitination. Gene Ontology annotation, molecular function: cysteine-type deubiquitinase activity. The transcript has a single exon. The record is from RefSeq and is a predicted model, not a curated record. Gene Ontology annotation, cellular component: cytosol; nucleus.
AUGAGAAUUCGAGUCCGUGGGCCUUCUGGCCAGUCAACGAUUAGUCUAGAUGACUCCGCGAGCAUCAAAGAUCUCCAAGACCAAAUUGCGGAGAAGACAGGCCUUGCGACCUUUGAUGUGAAAUACGGAUACCCUCUCAAGCCUCUCGAACUGAACAACUAUCCAUCAAACAGAAUAAUCGCAGACACUGGGAUAAACUUAAAUGGGGAGUCACUCAUCGUCGCACAGAAAGAGGGGGCCACCCGGCCUGGCAGUGACGGUAUGCCACAGCAUGCUACCACCCGCCCAGCGCCGUCACAACCAUCGAUGUCGCAAAAGCCAAAGGAGAACACCGCCGAUGAUCCGCCCGAAAUUGCUUCCCCGGAACACGCAGGAACAUUUGUUCUCCGCGUCAUGCCCGACGACAAUUCGUGUCUCUUCCGAGCGGUGGGCGCCGCAGUCAUGGGCGACAUGGACACGAUGGUUGAACUGCGCUCAAUCGUUGCAGGAGCCAUCCAGUCAAACCCGACAGAAUAUACAGCAGCAAUUUUAGGAAAGAAGCCAGACGAGUAUUGUGCCUGGAUCCAGAAUGAGGAUUCAUGGGGUGGCGCCAUCGAGCUUAAAAUCCUGAGCGAAUAUUUCAACAUCGAGAUUUGUUCCAUUGAUGUACAGACCUUGAAUACGUUCCAAUUCAACGAAGGUGCAGCCACACGGUGUAUUGUGGUGUAUUCCGGAAUUCAUUACGAUGUUCUUGCGUUGUCUCCCUCUGAUCCACCUUAUACCCAUGCCAACCCUUUAGCACAUGGCGAUACAAAGAUCUUCGAUGCUGUCGAUCCGGUUGCUUUGGCGAAAGCUAAAGAAUUGUGUAAAGUCUUACAAAGCAAGCACUAUUACACGGAUACUUCUGGGUUCACUGUCCGCUGCAACGUCUGUGGAGGCACGUUUACUGGGGAGAGAGGCGCCACCAAGCAUGCCGCGGAAACCGGUCAUUAUGAUUUUGGAGAGGCAAGCUAG